AUGGUCACAAGGGCUGAUAAGGGACAGGUUACGGUAAUAAUGAGCAGAUCGAAAUAUAUUAACCAAGUGAUGGAGAUUCUUGGCGAUUCGACCACUUAUAAGAAAUUAAAGAAUGAUCCAUCGAAACGUAUUACGAAUAGAUUCAGUUCACUUGUUAAAUCUUGGUUUGAUAAUGGUAUUAUUAAUAACAGUACUUAUAAAUGGUUACUUAUGACAGAUGGUAAUUUGCCACGAUGUUAUGGUCUCCCUAAGAUCCAUAAACCUGGCUAUCCAUUACGUGUUAUUGUCUCAACUGUUGACAGUCCUAUUUAUAAUGUUGCACAUUUUUUUCACAAGAUAUUAUCUGAAUCUAUUCCUAAACCUGCAUCGCAUAUACUUGACAGUUGGUCCUUUGUUAAUCGCAUUCACGGAAUGACAAUUGAGCCAUCUGAGUCCUUGAUUUCUCUCGAUGUCACGGCACUUUUUACUAAUGUACCGAAGGAACUGGUCAUGCACGUUAUCGAGAAAAGAUGGGUUUUGAUAAGCGCGAAAACUACACUGAACCUACAGCAAUUUUUACAUGCCAUCGACUUGAUCCUUUGCUCAACCAGUUUUCGUUUUAACGGCCAGUUCUUUGAACAGUUUUUUGGUUGUUUGAUGGGUUCUCCACUUUCACCCACACUUGCUACUUUGGUGAUGGAGGAUUUGGAGUGCUCAUGCAUUGAUUCGUUGCCAUUUGGUAUUAAAGUUUUUUACAGAUAUGUUGACGACAUCUUCGCGAUCUUACCAAGCGACAAAAUCCAGGAAGUGCUUGAUGCUUUUAACGGUUACCAUGAAAGAUUAAAGUUUACUUAUGAGGUUGAGUCUAAUAAUGAGUUGAGUUUUCUUGACACUACCGUUAUCAGGGAUGGCAAGGACCGUCUGAAGAAUGGUCUUAGGACCGGUGUGGUGUACAGAAUUAAUUGUAAUGACUGCGAUGCUUGUUAUAUCGGUCAGACUAAGCUCAGCAAACAUAGGAGUGGUGUGAAUCAUGAAUUUGACUGGCAUAAUGUAGACGUUUUACAUGAAGAAAAGCAUUUGAAGAAACGUGAAAUUGCCGAAAUGUUUUUCAUAAAACGUAAUUUUUAUUCAAUUAAUCUCCAAAGGGACACCGAGAACUGGUCCGGUAUAUACGACACUGUUCUCAAUAACAUGUGGUACUGA
Ooceraea biroi (clonal raider ant) is the source of this 1182-nucleotide messenger RNA. RefSeq lists its product as uncharacterized. The record is from RefSeq and is a predicted model, not a curated record. NCBI's taxonomy places the organism in Eukaryota, Metazoa, Arthropoda, Insecta, Hymenoptera, Formicidae.